Molecule: messenger RNA, 1761 nt
Organism: Diospyros lotus (date-plum)
Lineage: Eukaryota; Viridiplantae; Streptophyta; Magnoliopsida; Ericales; Ebenaceae
Product: F-box protein At3g12350-like
Exons: 2
Coding region: 292-1638 (448 amino acids)
Biological process (GO): SCF-dependent proteasomal ubiquitin-dependent protein catabolic process; gibberellic acid mediated signaling pathway
Cellular component (GO): SCF ubiquitin ligase complex
Molecular function (GO): protein binding
Source: RefSeq, a predicted model, not a curated record
CACCGCCUUGCAUUGCCCCAACCGAAAUGUCAGAACAGAAGUAACCAUUCCCCCCUCUGGUCUUUCUCAAGAAUCUUUUCGCUUUCCAAAUACUAAAAUUUUUUCCCUCUUCCUUGUCUCAAUCAAUCUCCAGAACAGAGGCAACCAUUCCCCCCUUCGGUCUUUCUCGAGAAUCUUCUCGCUCUCCAAAUACUAAUUUUCCCUAUUUCUUGUCUCGAUCGAUCUCCUUGUUUUGCUGAACCCUAAAUCGAUUAAUUCAGCCAACCAGCGGCAUACCCAUUACCCGAUUCUAUGGCGAACCUCACGGCCGACGAACAAAGGAUUUCGUUUUCUUUUUCCUUCUCCGAUUUCCCCGAAGAUGUUCAGUUCUCCGUCCUCUCGUUCCUCGCUCCGUCGGAGCUCGCCACCUUCGCCUGCACGUCGAAGCGCUUCCUCUCCCUCUGCCGCAGCGACGGCAAGCUCUGGUUCGCCCUCUGCCACCGCCGCUGGGGCUCCAGGACCCAGAUCGCCAAAUGGGGCCAGGGCAAUGUCAACUACCGGCGGCUGUACAGAACCCUAAACGAGUACGAGAACUUGAUUGGCUUCUGGCGCCGCAGCGGCCAGGGCAAGAACGCCGCCGGAGCCGCCUCGCCCACGCUCGUCUUUUUCGAAUGGGGCCCCUCUUUCGUCGUGGGCUCUAGGGUUUUCCCGUCGAAGACUAGGACGUAUCAGGUUGUAAAGACUCCGUUUCUCUGGCUGAGCGUCAUGCCUGAUGGUUCGCCCGUGAGUUUUCUCGAUCCCGAUUGUAGAUCCGAAUCGGCUGUUGACGUGGUUCAAUCAAGUGAAUUUAGUUUCCGAGAGAAUGAAUUGCUAGCGGUUAAUGUUUAUUUUAUGGGUAAAUGUCACUUAGUGGUCGAGGAAAAUAUUAACUUCGCCUACUCGAAUUCUAUGGAGGAAAAAAAAUUUAGUUUCGUGGAGGAGAGUGGGUCCCCGGUGAGAUUGCCUGACCCGUUGAUGUCGGAGAUUUAUCAGUACUUUGCGAACCGGACGAGCCCGGGCGGGGACAGGGUGGCGAGGAGGCAGAGGAGGAGAGAAAAGGAGAAGCAGGGGAGAAGGAAGUGGGAUCCUGAGCAUUUUGUGAAGGUUAUUAAUUGGUCGCCGACGCCAUCGAAACCUUUGCAGGGUUUGUGGAAGGGUAUUUCUGAUGACAUGACUUUGGAUUUCUAUCUCGUAGCUUAUGAUGACAUUGGUGGUAUUACAUGCCGGAGGGUUGGAGACUCAUUCUCUAUCUAUUCCCCAGUAUUCUGGACAUCAAAUACAACAUUCAUUGAGGCUCCAUUUUCACCUGAAGAAGAAUAUCUAUACGAGAACCACAUACAUCUCCAGCAAGUCGCGAUAGCUGAUACCAUCCUAGGGCGACCUCCUUGUAUGGACAGUCAAGUUGUCUCACACAUUCUAUAUAUUAACUCAAGCUAUGAUCUCGUUAUUCCAGACCUUGUGGGAGCUACCAUGAACCCUCGGCAUGUGGAGGGUCGAAUAUGGCGGUAUAGAGAUGGGACAUUUGGAUUUGGGUUUCUUAGGAACAAUCACAUUACAGACCUGAAGCCUAUUGCUCAAGAUGGUUGUAUUCUUGAUACAAUAGAUAUAUGUAGCGGUUGAUAUGUGGUGUUUCAUCUAAUGUAGUUUGUACAGAUCUAGCUUGCCAAUAAUGUUUGUGAAUUGCUACUGUGUAAUCAUUAAAAGAUACAAUCUUAAUAUUAAGUAAUUUAAUCUAUUCAAUCA